Messenger RNA from Acanthochromis polyacanthus (spiny chromis), 2704 nucleotides. It is a transcript of the gene hpgd, whose product is annotated as 15-hydroxyprostaglandin dehydrogenase. The coding region runs from base 286 to 1071 and encodes 261 amino acids. The record is from RefSeq and is a predicted model, not a curated record. The transcript is spliced from 7 exons. Gene Ontology annotation, molecular function: oxidoreductase activity, acting on the CH-OH group of donors, NAD or NADP as acceptor. Lineage: Eukaryota; Metazoa; Chordata; Actinopteri; Pomacentridae. Gene Ontology annotation, cellular component: cytoplasm.
CGGAGGGCUGCCUCCGGUAAACCGGUCCUGUUGCAUGCCUGCCCAGCUGCUGUGGUUUCAUUUGUGUCAACAGAUCGACGUGCACAGACCUGAGCGUUGUGUAACAGCAAUUAGAGAGAACGGAGGAGAACGUGCAGCCGAGAGGAGCUUUCUCCUAAACAAACACGGCUCAGGUGUUCCAGGUACACACUACAGCUGUAAUUAUUCUGUCCCGGAGAGGAGGAGGGCAGCGGGGAGGAACCAGCCCAGAACCCGCAGACGGCGGAGGAACACCGACGGAGCAGCAUGGAUCUGACCGGGAGGGUGGCGCUGGUGACCGGGGGAGCUCAGGGCAUUGGACGGGCGGCGGUCCAGGAGCUGCUGCGGAGUUCAGCCAAGGUGGCCGUGGUGGAUCUGAACCAGGCCUGUGGAGAACAGUGCAAGGAACAGCUGGACGCCGAGUUUGGAGAAGGGAACUGUUCCUUCAUCCAGUGUGACGUUUCCGACGGCAACGCGCUGACAGACGCCUUCCAGAGAACCGUGGACCAGUUCGGUCGACUGGACAUCGUCAUCAACAACGCCGGGAUCAAUAACGAGAAGAACUGGGAGAAAACCAUCCAGGUCAACCUGACGUCAGUCAUUAAAGGAACCUACUUGGGUCUAGAACACAUGAGUAAAGAAUACGGCAAACAGGGAGGAACCAUCAUCAACGUCUCCUCCAUGGCAGCCUUCCUUCACUCUCCUCACCAGCCGGUUUACACGGCAACCAAACACGGAGUCAUCGGCUUCACCAGAGCCAUGGCGGACGCGUCCUCUCAGGGCGACUACGGCGUCCGGAUCAACGUCUUGUGUCCGGCCUUCGUGGACACGCCGCUGCUGCACUCGGUGGAACACGAGGACAACAUGGGAAAGUUUGUCAAGUACAAGGAAGACUUCAAACGCAGCAUGAGCAAAUUUGGAGUUCUGCAGCCGUCGCUGAUCGCUGAGGGGAUGAUGAGGCUGAUCAGAGACUCCAGUCUGAACGGAGCCGUCAUGAAGAUCACCUGCUCCAAAGGAAUCCACUUCCACACCUACGAGCCCAUGUCAGCCUGAGCCGGACUCUGCUGGACUCCAUUCCUUCUCUAUUUAAUGAUCCCGUGAUGUCACUGUGGGACCGGCCCCUGAUUGGUCCGAUCAAACUGUGUUGUUGUCAGGAAUGAUUGUUGCUCAGCUGAUUUCUGGUUUGUGUGAAAAUGAAACCUGUUGAGAUCCGAGACGUAUUUACUGGAAUGUUAAAUUUAACGCUGUUUUUACAGUUGUAAUGAGUGACAUCACAGCUAACAGCUUGUUAGGUUACCACGGCAACAAUUAACUGAUUAUCGUCAGUUAUUAAAUUACUGGCAGACUGUUUUCAGAUUUCUGAUUUAAUCACAAACUGAUAAAUGGAUCAUAUGACUGAAAUACAGUUUAAUGAUGCUGCCUCCACCGUGCUUCACAUCAUGAUGCUGCCUCCACCGUGCUUCAUCAUGAUGCUGCCUCCACCGUGCUUCACAUCAUGAUGCUGCCUCCACCGUGCUUCACAUCAUGAUGCUGCCUCCACCGUGCUUCAUCAUGAUGCUGCCUCCACCGUGCUUCAUCAUGAUGCUGCCUCCACCGUGCUUCAUCAUGAUGCUGCCUCCACCGUGCUUCACAUCAUGAUGCUGCCACCACCGUGCUUCAUCAUGAUGCUGCCUCCACCGUGCUUCAUCAUGAUGCUGCCUCCACCGUGCUUCAUCAUGAUGCUGCCUCCACCGUGCUACACAUCAUGAUGCUGCCACCACUAUGCUUCACAUCAGUUCUUAGAAACACCAGAUGAUUCUGAUGUACCUGUACACAUCAUCAGUAAUGUAUCCUGGGGUCAUAGGGUGUUUCGGGUCUUUCAACAUUAGACACCCUCGCCCAGGCGACCCAUCUCCGGUUGAUCAAGCCGCAGCUUGUGUACAGGUAGCAUUCGCUUCCCCCCAUGGUUCUCCUCUCCGGAUCCAGAGCCAUCUCGAAACUUUCUCCGCUGCUUCGGUGAUGUUCUUGAUGGCUCUGCUCCUUGCCAUUCCCGUGAUGCCCAAGGCACUUAGGGCUUUGUGGAGAGAUUGCCCCACAAUUCCUCUGCUGCCAGCUUCGAUGGGCAUACACCUUGCCUUCCAGUCCUGUGUACGACAGUCGAUGACCAGAUCUUCAUACUUGGUCCUCUUCCUUUCAUGGGCCUCCCCCAGACGGUCCUCCAAUGCUUCAUAUCAUGAUGCUGCCUCCACCAUGCUUCAAAUCAUGAUGCUACCUCCACCAUGCUUCACAUCAUGAUGCUGUUCAAUCUCACAGAUCAACCAGUUUGCAGCAGUCACAGCUUGUUUGAGUCUUUCAGGUUCCCCUCUGAUGGUGUGUUUGGUUCUGGUUCUGUUCUCAGAGGACCACGAUGCUGAAGGAGUUUUCCUGGUUUUAGUACAUUCAGUAAAUAGAAUCUUAAACUUUGAGUGUCAGUGCGGCUGUAUUUGAAAAUGAUUUUUCCACAGAAGGAACCGUGUCUAGAAGAUGAUCCUGGUGUCAGAUGUACAAAUGUAAACUUAAUCCUGGUGAUGGUGCUACAGGAAGCUCAGGGGUCUCAGGAUUCAUCCUCUGAGGAGCAUGGAUGUUCACAUACUUUGUCAGUUUGGUCAGUAAUUAUUGAAAUAUCACAGUAUGGCUGUAACAUGAAAAUAAAAAUGUAUAAAAUGGA